AAGGGCUGUGCUAUAUAGACCGCAAGGGAAAGGCAGAGAUCGAGCAGAGCUCAGCUCCCUUCUGCUCACUGCUCAGUCCCUCUGGCCCCUGCUCCGCAGUGACAGCUGAGGAUGGAUGCUGGGACAGCCGGGCUCGUCGUUACUCUUUUCCUCCUCUACGUCUUGUGUUUUCUGGUCUGGAAAAAUGAUAAGAAGAGAAGCCAGCUGCCUCCAGGGCCAACUCCAUGGCCCAUCCUGGGCAACUUAUGGCAAAAAGAUGUCCUUCCCCUUUACAAGACCCACAAGAAGCUCAGGGAGAAGUACGGCCCCGUGUUCACCAUCUGGCUGGGACUGAAGCCAGCCGUGGUGCUCUGUGGAUACGAGGUGGUGAAGGAUGCUCUCCUCAGUCAUUCUGAGGAGUUUGGAGGGAGACCUGAAAUACCCCUUCAGGUCCAGAUAUCAAAAGAUUACGGUUUUGCCUCCAGCAACGAGAAGAAGUGGCGGGAACUGCGGAGGUUCACGCUCAGCACCCUGCGAGACUUUGGGAUGGGGAAGAACACCAUGUCACAGCGUGUGCAGCAGGAGGCCCAGCACCUUGUGGAGUGGGUGACAAGCCUCAAAGGUGAGGCCUUUGAGCCAAUGAUAAGUUUCAGACAUGCAGUUGCUAAUGUGAUUUGCUCUGUUGUCUUCGGGAGCUGUUACAGCUACAGUGAUACAACCUUUCUGGAGCUAUUGGACAUGCUCGGGAAUUACAUCAGUUUUUUGUGUCCCCCAUUGCCAUGGUGUACAACACCUUCCCCAGCAUCAUGCACCAUCUCCCUGGGCCACACCAUAAAAUUUGCUGAAUGUGUGAAACUGAAGAACUACAUCCAAGAAAGAAUCGAGCUUCAUAAGCAGACCCUGGAUCCCAGCUCUCCCCGGGACUACAUCGACUGUUUCCUUAUAAAAGCAGAGAAGGAGAAAAGCAGCCUGGAGAACAUGUACAGCAACGAAGACCUGGUUGAGUCAGUAUUCAGUCUCUUUGGUGCUGGGACAGUGAGCACUAGCAACACCCUGGUCUUCUUCCUCUUGGUACUGACUAAAUUCCCCCAUGUUCAAGACAAGGUCCAGAAGGAGAUCGAUGCAGUGGUGGGCACAGACCGCGCUCCCAGCACAGAGGACAAGCUGAAGAUGCCGUACACCAAUGCUGUGAUCCACGAGCUGCAGCGCAUCCAGAAGUCCCGCAGUGAGAACUUCCCUCGGAUGACGACGCAGGACAUCAAGUUCAGGGGCCACAUCAUCCCCAAGGAGACAGCUGUUAUUCCAGUAUUAUAUUCGGUGCAUACGGAUCCAAUCCAGUGGAAGAACCCUGAAAAUUUUGACCCAGGCAACUUCUUGGAUGAGAAGGGCGAAUUCAGGAAGCCAGAAGCCUUCAUGCCUUUCUCGUUAGGAAAGCGGAUGUGCCCAGGAGAGGCACUGGCCCGGAUGGAGCUCUUCCUCUUCCUUACUACGCUGCUGCAAAAUUUCACCUUUGAGCUUGCCAUCAAGCACGAGGAGACAGAUAUAUUCGCCCUAUGGCUAGAGAUAGAGAGACGGGCAAUACCGGCCAAAUUCCUCGCCAUACGACGUCAGGCGUAUUCUUGAGCAGAAAGCAAACAGCAGAAGCAAGUGGUGUCCCCGUGCACCUCCACAUGUGUUCAAUUGGUCAGAAAUCAGAGAGCAGUGAAAAUGUGAGCUGUACAGAAGCUGAGGCACAAAAAAGGGGGGGUUGUGUUGGGCUUGGGGUGCCAGUCUUCCACUGAGAGAACAGAUAUUCAGCUCUGCCGCAAACUUUAUGGGUGUCCUUGCUCCUAAUCUUAAUCCUCCUGCGUCCCAGUAACACGAGGAAGACCGCACUGGUUUUCCUACCCGGUAUCUGUUGGCUCUGGUUAAACCUUAAGCUCCCUGUGGCAGGGCUGCCUCCAGCUGUAACUCCCUGAGCGUGGCGGUACCUCAUUUUGGUCAGACAUUGUGAGUGCUUCUGUAAUAAAAAUAACCAUCACUACUCGAUGCUAA
Molecule: messenger RNA, 2013 nt
Organism: Struthio camelus australis
Lineage: Eukaryota; Metazoa; Chordata; Aves; Struthioniformes; Struthionidae
Product: cytochrome P450 2C5-like
Biological process (GO): xenobiotic metabolic process; epoxygenase P450 pathway
Cellular component (GO): intracellular membrane-bounded organelle; cytoplasm
Molecular function (GO): heme binding; iron ion binding; arachidonate epoxygenase activity
Source: RefSeq, a predicted model, not a curated record